Molecule: messenger RNA, 1959 nt
Organism: Suillus discolor
Lineage: Eukaryota; Fungi; Basidiomycota; Agaricomycetes; Boletales; Suillaceae
Exons: 15
Coding region: 1-1959 (652 amino acids)
Biological process (GO): DNA repair
Source: RefSeq, a predicted model, not a curated record
AUGGAGGACUGGGCUCGCGAUGAUGAUCAAGAUGAUGUCGCGGAUGUCGAUGAUAUUGCGAACGAAUUUGAUAUACCUUCAGUCAACGAUACUUUACCUCCGUCGUCAAGCUGUAAGGAGGUGGUCGACAUCACUGUGCCAACGAAACCUCGUUUACCUAUAAUACCGCCAAUUUGGGCCGAGUCUCGCCAAGAAGUCUGUGAAUCAUUCGACUACUUUCGAAGCUAUCAGAGUGGUGUUUAUUCCUUGAAGGAUAUUGUCAAAGGCUAUCUUUUGGGUGGAUCACCCGCAAGCCGUGAUAUCUUUCAUUGCGGGGGAAGAUUGAUCGUUUCCCAUGGUGGCGGUAAAGCUGAGAGCAUCCUCGAUUACCGGGUUGGUGCUGCUCGGUUUCAACAGGCUCAGGAUCAAGAAGCCACAGACAAAUCCGUCCGUGCUCUACUAAAGAGCUAUACAGACAAACGACCUCUGGUUCUUCUCGCUGAUGAUAAGUACGCUCUAUUCCCUUAUGAUCUUAGUGCCUCGGGCUGCACGUAUGUCGUCCUUGGAUUAUAUUGGAUAUCUCAUGCAUGGGCCGAGUAUCAACCCGCAUCCAAUGGCUGCGGAAGGGUUGUCCGCUGGAAGUUUGCUUUCCAAUGGUGCGAAGGACAGGGAAAUCCGUGGUGGAUUUCAUCCACGAGCAAUGACGUGGAUAUGCUUCCCGAUCCAAUCGGAGGUUGUCAGUCUGCUCCCAGACAAGAUCCGUCGCCGCCAGAUGUCGUUGUUAAUAUGGCAUGCAAUAAGUGUUCUCAGAAGAGUCCUGUUGUUUAUUCACAGGGAUGGAUGUGUCUGAAUCCUUCUUGUACUUCCUUUUGGAGUAUAGGAGGACGAGAGCUGAACCAACUUGAUUAUGACGCCUCAUUCUUGCGCCCAAUUAAAACAGUAUUUAUCAAUCUUCCAGAGCUUCGCCCUGCGAAGCUUAUUGAAACGAUGGAUUCCAUCACUACUUCGUACGCAUUUAGCAAGGGAUGGCACUGCGAAAAGUGCGGGCGCCUUUCGAGUCGUUUCAAAUGGGAACAUUGGGAAUGUUCUCAUUGUCAUUUGAUUCACAAAAUUCCGGGAAGACUGCGGACAGCAAAAGAGUUUUGGCACCAACGACCACCAGUAGAUUUUCUACACUCGCAAGUUGGAAAACAAUCAGGUUUGCGACGUCAUUGUCAUUCACUGGCACUUCUCCCUCACAUUCAUGCGACUCUCUCAGGGAUCAUUGCUUGUCGUCCAGAACCAUUCGAACUGGGCGAUGGCGGAGGAUUUACGAACCACCUCACUUUCAUUCUCCCUAAUGAGACAGGAAGGAUCCAUCUCUUAUUGGGUACUCCAUUGGCAAACAAACAGGCGGACGAGAUAUUCCGACAGUAUCAGGAGCAAGCUGAAGAAGGAGAAUUGCUUCUGAGAAGAUACCCACUCAGGCUUAACUGUGUUAGUGAUCACUCAAACUGUAUUGCAGUUCGUGGAACUUUCCUUACUAAUUACUUUUCUCAAAAUUCGGGUGAACCAUACCAGUAUGUUGGUGGAACAGGAAAUACCGUGCCUUUCGACAAGGCACCAUCAUCUGUGUGUGGUGCCCUCGCCUUGAUCAAAGAGAGAUCUCGUCUCGCUCUUCAAAAAGACAUCCCAUUCAACGAGAUUCUCAGCGCUGCAUAUAUGGAAAAACAAAAGAUGUCUUUCCACAGUGACAGUGAGCGCGGGCUGGGUCCUGUCGUAGCAUCCCUUUCACUAGGGUCCGCGGCAUUCAUGCAUUUUCGUGCCCGUGCUACAUCAAAGGAGCCAAAACACUCAUCGUCAAAUGUGUUAACUUUGAUCCUCCGACACGGAGACGUACUGAUCAUGGAAGGCGAUGGUGUUCAACAGCAUUAUCAGCAUACUGUCAUACCCAUGAAUUUUCGCAUUGCUGCCACCGCUCGCUGCAUUGGAACUGCAUAA